AUGGGGUACGACAACUAUGGAAAGAUAGUGAGUGAGAAGAUAAGCCGACCCCGCUGGUUUGAUGCGCUAUUUGCCUCUCCCUCAGCCCUCGCACAGUGGGAAAAUUCUAUCUAUGCCAACGACGACAAGGACGAUCAAAUCUCUACCAACCAAGUCGAUGAGAUCGUGGUACCAGAGUCCGGCUUGGGCGAUGUGUACAGCUGUGGCAGGGUCGGCGUCGCCGCAGUCAGCUCGAAUGGGCCCGUCAAUUUCGCUGAUGUAAACGUUGCGGAGUUGUGA
Messenger RNA from Histoplasma mississippiense, 279 nucleotides. RefSeq lists its product with no specific name. The record is from RefSeq and is a predicted model, not a curated record. The coding region runs from base 1 to 279 and encodes 92 amino acids. Gene Ontology annotation, biological process: symbiont-mediated hemolysis of host erythrocyte. The transcript has 3 exons. Lineage: Eukaryota; Fungi; Ascomycota; Eurotiomycetes; Onygenales; Ajellomycetaceae.